This is a messenger RNA of Lactuca saligna, 774 nucleotides long. NCBI's taxonomy places the organism in Eukaryota, Viridiplantae, Streptophyta, Magnoliopsida, Asterales, Asteraceae. The record is from the annotation of a GenBank genome assembly.
AUGGCCAAUGGGGACAAAACUCAAUCAUGGAAAUUUAUAGCUGGAAGAUCUGAAUCCAAAUCUUUUGUAGUUAGUGCAAUAGAGAAAGUGAUUGAUGGAUCUUCUUUAACUGGGCAAUUAGAAGCUCUUGAUGCAGAUUCAGAACAUUCCAAAAUAAAUCUUGAUGAAGAACAACUUGAUGAAAUAAAUGAAAAGGAUUUUGUUGCUUCACCAGUUCUUGUUGAAGAUAUUGCAGCAAUGGAGGAAGUAGGUUUAGUUUCUUUAUUUGAUAUUGAUAAAGAAAGUGAAGAAAUUAGAAAAUUAUCGAUUCCUCCUCCUGGAAAAAGGGAGAGAAUAUAUGUUAACAAUCUUGACCGAGGAAUUGACUGCCUAGAAGUCAAAAUAUGUACAGGAGGUGCCGCAAUCACAUGCAAUCUUGUUGAGGUUUCUUCACAGUUGCCGGAGGAAAUGAUGUCUGGAUCUUUAUCUUGGCCAGUUUUUGAAAUGGAUUGGAGCAAACUCCCUGGAAUUUCAGAAACUUCAGUUAUAUUGGAUGCUUUUAAAGAACAAGAAGCUUUUGACUACAACAGUUUCGUUGUUAUUCAUGGAGGUGUCUUAGGGGCUACAAAAGUUGCUGGUGUUAGUGAUGAAAGACAAGGUUCAGAGUCAAAAAGUGUUGUAGAGCUAACAAAUGGUUCUUCAGAGGAUACCCAUUCCUCUACAAUGUUUUUUUGUUUCUGUGUAUUUUGUCCAUCAUUUAAAGUUGAUGGAAGAAAGGAAUAUGAAGCCACUUGA